Messenger RNA from Bombus impatiens (common eastern bumble bee), 1327 nucleotides. RefSeq names its product 5-hydroxytryptamine receptor 1-like (gene 5-HT7). Lineage: Eukaryota; Metazoa; Arthropoda; Insecta; Hymenoptera; Apidae. The record is from RefSeq and is a predicted model, not a curated record. The coding region runs from base 154 to 723 and encodes 189 amino acids. The transcript has a single exon. Gene Ontology annotation, cellular component: membrane. Gene Ontology annotation, molecular function: G protein-coupled amine receptor activity. Gene Ontology annotation, biological process: adenylate cyclase-activating adrenergic receptor signaling pathway.
UAUAUGUAACAUUGAAUAUACAUGUGAUAGGAAAAGAAAAAGCAUUCGUAAAAAAAAAUUCAUGAAAUCUUCAACUUUCUGUUACAGUGUAGCGGCCACGCGGUACGAUGUUUCGCUGGUGGUCCCCGGAAGAGCAACGAGUCUCAAUGUCCAAUGCUGCAGAAGAUCGAGAAGCCCAUCCUCUCCUCGUCCACGACGACUACGCCACCGAUGGUGUCGACCAAGUCGACGAUUGUGAGAAACCACCUGAACAGUACCUGUAGCGUGACGAAUUCGCCUCAUCAGAAGAAACUGAGGUUCCACUUGGCGAAAGAGAGGAAGGCCAGUACCACGUUGGGAAUUAUAAUGAGCGCCUUCAUCGUCUGCUGGCUACCAUUUUUCGUGUUAGCCCUAGUCAGGCCAUUCCUCAAGGAUCCAGACGCCAUCCCAGCAUUUUUAUCCAGCCUGUUUCUCUGGCUCGGUUAUUGCAACAGCCUAUUGAACCCUAUCAUCUACGCGACCUUGAACAGAGACUUCAGGAAGCCAUUCCGCGAGAUCCUAUACUUCCGCUGCAGUAAUCUGAACCAUAUGAUGAGGGAGGAGUUUUACCAGAGCCAAUACGGCGAUCCUAUUAACAAUUGCGAGAUCAAAGCCGGCGAGAUGGACGAUGCUGAGCGUCUCAACAAUCAGGGUAUCGAGGCGAUCGAUAUCGCCACGAGCGCUCCAAACGAGAGCUUCCUGUGAUCUCGGGGUAAUGUCGAUCGCCAAGCCGAUCGCGAAACCCUCGAAACGAACCUGGACCGACCGUGAUCGAUCACUCAUCGUCAAAAGACCCCUGUCACGUUAAUAGCCGAUCGAUCUUCUCGGUUUCGCGAACGAAACCGAUCGUAGAUUAUUUCGUAAGUUGGUAGAUAACUAACUACUUUCGAUUUUCCAAUAACUGGCUACUCAGUGGACCUGUUGUUCGUCGCGUUACCAUGUUGCUCGAGGAAAUCAAAAUACUCGACCAGUUUAACCGUGACGAAUUGAAGAUCUAAUUUCUAAGAAGAACUUCCCUCCGAAUUGAUUUAAGUAAACGUUAUCGUCACUGUACGUUCGAUGAUCAUGCAUGUUAACGUAGAAUCAGCGGCUGCGAUCGAUUGCGACUUAGAUCAUUUGGGACAAGUCUAAGAGUCUGAACAUCUUGUCCCCGAUGUAUAUUUGCUGUUUUCAGCUGGAUCGAUCCGAAUUGUCUCGUGGUCAGACGUCCGAAUAGAGCCUCGUGGAAUCUGUUCUGUUUCGUAGUAAGGAAAGAAGUCGUCCCAGUACUGUCUCCGUGGAGUGACAGGCGCAGAGCAAGAACUCGUGU